AAAGGGCAAUGACAAGCACUCUCUUCCCGGCCAAUCCUCUUAACGGAUGGGUUAGGCUCGUAAACCAAUCAAAGACCCCCGAAGGGGCGGAGUUUUCCUCGGCUUGGAUCCCUGCCUGGGGGGUAAAAAUAAAGUGUUUCCAUUUUCAGCCAAUCCCAGGGAAGGCAGAAGGCACUCUUCCAAUGGGAGCCGAGGAGCCGUCGGUAGCGGUGGAGGCCUGUGACCCCGCUAGCUCCGGAGCCGGCGGGAGGGAAGCGUCCAGUAUAUUUGCGAGAUCGUGCUGAGGGCCCCUGACAUCUCUUCGCGCCUGGCAGCAGCGGCGCCGACGGCUAGAGGUGUCUGGUCAGCGGGUGGUGGAGGAUCGUACGGGUAGCCGAGGGAGGGCGAGUGCUCCUGAGAUCCCCAGACGGCGCCCAGGUAAAGUCUGCCAGGUUUCUCCACUGUAGUUACAGCCAUGCACCACAUAAUGAUGUUUUGGUCAAUGAUGGACACGGAUAUGACAGUGGUCUCAUAUGAUUCAAUUGACUAGUAACGUCAUAGUUGUCUUAGUUCGUGACAGCAAUGCUGGAUAGAGAAUUAAUAGUUGACAGUCUUUUUGUUACUUCAUUUUGAAGAUAUCAUCACACCAUCUUCUGACCUCCAUGGUAUCUGAUGAGGAAACAAACUUAUUGAAAGUCCCUUGAAUGUGUGCUGUAAUCUCUCACCUGGUUUCCUUAGCUCUAGUGAAGGUAUUUUCAUGCCUGGAUAGUUCAAAUUGAUGUUUCUACGGGGGGACGAGUGCUGGAAAACCCUAUUCUGCCAUCUUGCUGACGUCCGGACUCCCAAGAACAUGCAUCAUUAUUAGAAUCAUCACCCUGCAGCUAGCUUGGACAUCAUUAGAAGGGCAACAAACGGAUAGAAGUAUCUGAUAUUCGGGAAGACAGAGUUUCAGGGCUUCUACCUGGAGCUACACCCUCCAGAAGCCCCUGCUUGGCCACCCUGCACCCAGCCCCAUCCUAACCAGUCACAACUUGGGCUCUGCAUGGUGCUUCUUGGAAACUGCAACACAGACUCCUCCAGCAGCUCCACAUGUCCCUUGUCCUCAAAUGAGCAGAAGACUUCAGAAGCUGGCUACUGAAGAGGCUGUCCAAGUGGUAGAUCACCUCCUUGGUCCUGCUUAGCACAUUUACCACAGAGCAGUAACUGAAAGCUGGAUAUUGCUUAUUUGUGCUUACCACCUGCAGGGACUGCAGAGGGAUUUGUCAGACCCCACUUCACUAAGGGCCACUCUCUAAGGAUCUCCAGAGAAGGCUAGGAUCUCCAGAGAGGUGGUCUUCCUAGGGUCUGCACUGCCUCAGGUCCUACCUGGCUACCUCUAGGGCUGAGGGAACCAGUAUCUCUUUACCAGCCUGUAAUCCAUAAACCAACUGGAAAAUUCUGCCUGCUGUUUUUGUUCUUUUGGUAUGAAAGAGUUUUAAUAUACUGCUUCAGUUUCUUAAGUAGUUAUAGGACUGUUGAGAAUUUCUUUUUCUUCUUGAGUCAAUUUUGGUAAAAUAGUUUCCUAGGAAUUUGUCCAUUUUUGUCUACGUUUUUGAAUUCAUUAGCACACAGUUCCUUUAUUUUUUUAGUUCUCUGUAUAUAAUCUGUAGCUAUGUCUCCUUUUUCAUUGCUAAUAUUGGUUAUUUGUGCCUUCUCACUUUUUUUCUUGAUCAAUCUCACCAGAGGUUUGUCGAUAUUAUUAGUAUUUUCAAAGAACCAGCUUUUGGCUUUGUUGCUUCUCUCUAUUGUAUCUUUGUUUUCUAUUUCUUUAAUUUCUGCUCUUAUCUUUUUUGAUCUCCUUCCUUCCACAUUUUUUGGGUUUAUUCUGUUAUUCUUUUUCUGAUUUCUUAAAUUGCACAUUUGAGCUCAUUAAUUUUCAAUCUUUCUUGUUUACUAAUUUGUGCAUUUAAGGAUGUGAAUUUCCCUCCAAAUACUGCUUUUCUACAAGUUCAGAUAUGUAGUAUUUUCAUUACUGUUCAGUUCUGAGUACAUGAACAUUUCCAUCACCAUUACUUCUUUGAUCCACGAGCUAUAGAAGUGUGUUUUUAAAUUCCUUAAAUGUUUGGAGAUUUAAAAUUUUACCUCUUUGUUAUUGAAAUCUCUCUUAAUUGCUUUAUGAUCAGAUGAUGUGGUCUGUGUGCUAACAACACUUUGAAAUUUAUUGAGUCUUGUUUUAUGACUUAAACAAGUAUGCAAUCAACAGUUUUUAUUGUUUCCUGUGUGCUUUAAAAGAAUGUGUGUUCUCCAAUUGUUGAAUACAGAGUUCUACAUAUGUCUAUUAUCAAGUUUGUUAACUAUGUCGUUCAAGUAUUAUUUUUCUAAACUGAUCCUUUUGGUCGUGAUCGAUUAGUAAUUGAAAAAGGCAUGUUAGUAUUGAAUGAUGAUGGUGGAUUUGUCAAUUUCUCCUUGUGGUUCUCUCUCUUUUUUGUGGCUUAUGUAUUUUAUUAGGAAUAUACAAAUUAAUAAUUGUUAUAUAUUUCUGGUAAAUAUGUAACACCCCUCUCUAUUCCUAAUAAUGCAUUUUUCCUCAGAGUCUACUUAAUCUUGUAUUAAUGUAGCAGCACAAACAUUUUGUCUUGUUAGGAUUUGUGUGGCAUAUAAUCUUCUAUCCUUUUAGUGUGGAGCAUUUUUGUGUCUUUAUGUUUUAAUUAUAUCUCUUGGAAACUACAUAUAGCUGGACAUUUUUAAAAAAUCAAAAUUAUUACCUCUGUCUUUUAAUUGAAUUUGUUUCUACCAUCACACUUUCUUAUUUCUGUUUUCUACCACCAUUUUCUUUAAUUGUUAUUUUUUAAAUGAAUCAAUUAAUUUCUUUAUUUUUGCGGUGCUGGGAGCCAAACCCAGAAUCUCACACAUACCAGAGUCUCACUCCACCACUGAGGUACAUCCCCAUUCCCUAUCACUGCUUUUUGCAUGCUUCAUUUUCUCUUUUCUCACCUGCUCUUUUGGUUCUAAGAUUUGUUUUCUUACUAUAUUUUCCCCUCCCUAUUGCUUGGAUUUCUUUUUCUAUUCUUUCUGUGGUUAUCCUUGAAAUUUUACCAUGUGUGUUUAACUUAAACUUCUUUUAAAGUUGAACAGUAUUUUAAUCCCCUCUUGAAGAAUGCAGGAAACUUAGAAACCUUCAAUUUUAGUCAUUACCCUUCUGACUACAUACCAUUAUUUGCAAAUAUGUCAGUUUCUUCUUUUUUUUUUGUCCUAACCUCACGAUUGUACGUCGUCAUCCUCAGUAUUAUAUUACAUAGACAGUAUUUGUUUGAACUUACAUGCAUCCAUUCUUACAUCUCAGACCAUCCUUCUAGAAUCAUUUUCUUUCAUUAUGAAUAGAAUUUAAACGUUCUUUUAGCACAAGUCUCUUGGUGUUAAAUUUUCCAAAUAUUUGUUAUAUGUAAACGACUUUAGUUUAUUCUCAUUCUUAAAAGAUAGUUUUUUACAGUACUUAGAGAGAAUAUGAUCUCGUCCUCUUUUAGGUUUGAAAAGUCUUCUUUGUUGCUGUUAAGAAGUACACUGUUGAGCUAGGAAUGUAGCUCAGUGGUAGAGCACUUGCCUAGAAUGUGCAAGAUCCUGAGCUUAAUCUCUAGCACUGCAAAAAAAAAAAAAAAAAAAAAAGAAGAAGAAAAAGAAGCACACUAGCACACUAUCAGUCAUCUAAACAUAUUUAGGUAUACAUUUCUUUUCAUGUAUUAUACAUACUUUGGAAAUGUGUUUCAUGGCUCAGUAUAUUCAUGUUUUUUAUAGUUUCUGGGAGAUUCUCAAUCAUUAUCUCCUCAAAUGUUGUCUCUCUUUCAUUCUAUUUUUUAUUUCUCACAAUCUAGCCAUUCAUAUUUUGGAUCUCCAAUCUGUCUUCCAUAUCUCAUAACGUCUCUUUAAUAUUUUCUGUCUUCUUGUACUUCAUUUUGGGCAAUUUCUUCAGAUAUAUCCUUUAGAUUUUUCUCUUCUGCUAUGUCUAAUCUGCUAUUCAAUCUUUCCAUUGAGAUUUUAUUUCAAAAACUAUAUUUUAAUUAGUACAAGAUCCAUAUACUUUACUUUGUAAUUGCUUAGUCAUCCCUUGUAGUCUCUUAUUGUUUAUUCACCUUUGUGAUUACAUCUGUUACUUCUUCAAAUAUUUUAUACAAUUUUCAUUCAACUAGUAGUCACUGUUUGCAUGAAUGUAGUACUGUAAAUGUUGUUCGUGUCUAAACCACAUAAUACAUUCUGAUUACGUAUUCUGUGUUGUAUACCUUUUUGUUUUCCUGGGAGCUAAUGUUUUGUUUUCUUUUGCCUUAAGUUUUAGUACCUUUUAGAAAUUCUUCUCUGAAUUAUUUUUUAAAUCCAAAUCAGACAUGUCCCUUUUCUGCUUGAAAUUCUCCUGUAGAUUCCACCUCCCUCAGAACAAGAGCCACAGCCCUUACCAUGGCCCAAGUGUACCUACCCAAUCUGGUUCCUCUUACCUCUCUGACUUCAUCUCUUGUCACUCUCCUCAUCACUCAUUCUUCUUCAGCCACACUUGUCUUCUUUCUGUUCCUCAAGCAUGCUAGGUAACCUCCCUCUGUAGGGCCCUUGUGCUUGCUAUUCUCACUGCCUAGAACAUCCCUCCUCCCAAAUAAUCUGAUGACUUGCCCAAGUAUUUCCAUUAUGUUCAAAUGUCACCUCCCUAGAGAAGUAUUUCCUGAUCAACAUAUAUAAAACAGCCCCAUUCGCCUCCAUUUUCUUUCUCCUUACAUACUUUGUUAUAUCUUUCUACGAAGCACUGAUCACCACCUGAUAUACUUUAUAUUUAUUUAUUGUGAGUAUGUUUGUCUCUUUCCCAUAGACUGUAAGCUCCACAAAGCAGGGACUUCUGUUUUGUUCGCUGCUGUAUCCCCAGUGCCAAGAAGAGUGCAUCGUAAUAUUUAGUAGACAAUAAAUAUUUGUGGAAUAAACUGAAUGAAUGAAUGAGUGAAUGACUUUAUUAAUUAAUGUGAAAGAGAGAGAGAAGAGAGAGAGAGAAUGAAUGAGAAUAUAUAUGAGAAUGAAUAUUGCUUUGGGAAGUAGGCUAGGCCUGAAGGACAUCCUAAGGAGCUUGGAUACCAUAGUUCACAAGGUUGGGGGCUGGGAAGAAGGAGUGAGGAUAGCUUCUGGGUUAUUUUGGGAAUCAAGAUCUCACUUGGUAAUAAAAGCCCCAUGUUCUCUAUGACUGGCCCUACAAUCUAGGGCUCCUGAAAGCAGGCCUGCCUCUGUCUCAACCAGCCCUCAAACUCUUACUCAGUGGAAGCCAAAGCCCCAGAUUGCAUAGGGAUCCUAGCUAGCAUUCUCCUUUCUUUUGUCCUCUGAGGAACUGUUUCUUGGUUCUCAAGCCAAGGGAUCACCCAUGUUAGACUUUCUAUCUAUGGUACUUGAGGGGAGGGAAUAGUGAAGAAGCUGAUAAAUCUCUGGUAGAUAGUUAAGUGCUGGUAUAAUGAUGAACACUAAGUUUUGGACAAAAAGGACUUUUAUCACUGUCCAGGUGGUAAUGGUCUCUGGGGUUCUAGCCCUGACUUUGCCCCUAACCCCCUUGGGAACUAGCCUGGCUUCACUGUUACUGCCUGUGCAUGACUAGAUACUAGUUCUGUUGUCUAACAUGUGCCCUAUGCCCCAUCCCCACAUUUUUUGUCACCCGCUAAUUUCAUCAGAAUAUCAUCAAUACAAACAGAGCCUUGUGGCAUGCUAGUAGAGACCUCUUUCUUCAUGCCAGCAUUAGUCAUUAGCACACUGGGUUUAACCAGUUCAGUUGAGCAAAAUUUGACCACUAUGUUUUGGCCUUCUGCUGUACAUCAGACACAGAAAUAAACCAGGGUGUAUUCCCAGAUACAGCACCAUAAUUUCAGGGCAGUAUGAUCAGUACAGUGGUGGGCAUAGUAGACUGUAAAACCCCCUAAGGAACACGCAGCCCAUCUCAGGAGGCCAGGAAGAUUUCUUAGUAGAAAUGGCAUAGGAAAUGAAUCUUAAAUGAUGAGUAGGAGUCUUCUAGUUGAUUAAUAAGGGGAAGAUGGGCUGGGAAUGUAGCUCAUUGGUACAGUGCUUGCCUGGCAUGCACAAAGCCCUGGGUUCAAUCCCCAGCAUCACAAAAGAAAAAAAAAUCAAACAAGGGGAGGAGAGGGUGGUCCAGGCAAAAGAUACAUCAUGGCAAUGAUCCAAAGACAAGAAGCAACAUGGUAUGUACCAAGCUGCCUCAUGUUUCACCCAUUUUCCCAAAAGACCAUCCUAGGAGACUUUGAUACACACCAAAAUUCAGACAUUAAGAGUUUGGGGCUGGAGAUGCGGCUCAAGUGGUAGCAUGCUCGCCUGGCAUGUGCGGGGCACUGGGUUCGAUCCUCAGCACCACAUAAAAGUAAAAUAAAGAUGUUGUGUCCACUGAAAACUAAAAAAUAAAUAGUAAAAAAUUCUCUCUCUCUCAAAAAAAGAGUUUGUACCCUCCCUGAUGUGAAAAUCUGAUAAAUAUUCAUAAAGUUAGUGAAAAGUUGGUCUGACCUGUCUAUGAGCUUAAUAUGACUAUAAGUUUCCAGUAUUCCUGUUUUCCUUAUGUAGAUCAUGGAGUUUAUAUGACUAGCUUCUUUUAGAACUCCCCUAGGUUUAGGCUCACUCCUACUGUCCUGGAGAUUAUAGAAUCUUCCUCAGGCAUGUCUUUCUUUUCUUUGGUACCAGGGAUUGAACCCAGGGGUGCUUAACCAUUGAGCCACAUUUCCCAGCCCUUUUUUAUAUCAUAUUUAGAGAGAGGGUCUCACUGAGUUGCUUAGGGCCUCACUAAGUUGCUGAAGCUGGCUUUGAACUUUUAUCCUCCUGCCUCAGCCUCCUGAGCUGCUGGGAUUACAGCUGAGUGCCACCAUGCCCAGAAGCCCCAUGUUUUUCUGACUCCUGACGCCUGCCAUGGAAUAGAAACCCUUAUCCUUCAGGAAAUAGACUGGGCCUUGGUCUUGAGCUUUAUUCAGAACCAUAAUAAUCCAGGAGAAGUAUGUAGUAGAGUCCAGCAGGCCCUGUUUCAAUUUUAUUAAUUUUUUUGGUACCAUGGAUUGAACCCAGUGGCACUUUACCGCUAAGCUACAUCCCCAGCCCUGUUUAUUUUUUAUUUUGAGACAGCAUCUCACUAAGCUGCUGAGUCUGUACUCAAACUUGCAAAUCACCUGCCUCCACCUCCUGAGUUGCUGGGAUUACAGGCAUGAAGCACCACACCCAGCAAGAACCAGAAACCCUUUGGUAUCCAGGGCUGACUUGAUAGACGUGAGAACUGCACAGUGGGGCAGGGACCCCACACUUGGUUUAGUACUUCAUUGAAGUUCUGCUGUUACAUUUUUGGCAAUUCUGAGGAUCCAACCCAAGGCUUUCCUCGUGUUAGGCAACUGCUCUGCCUCUAUGCUACAUCCCCAGCCCUCUGGUAGGCCCAGUUUCUAAGCAUGGAACUCCUACAUCUUGGUUAUUUGAAUGUAGCUAAGACACCUGCCAUCUACCUUGAUAGUUGCUGUUGCUGUUAGAGCAGAUAUACACCUGGCCAUUAUUUAUUGAAUACCUACUACUAUUGCUAUGAAAGGGAGAGCAGUCUAGGAUUCAGAGUAUGAUCUGUAGAUCCAGAACAAUGUGAAUUUGAAUUAAAGUUCAACUAGUUAUUGAUGUGAUUUGGAUCAAAUUUUGUAACACUUUAACCUUAGUAGUUUUAACAUUUGUAAAAUAAGGUUAAUGUACCUACCUCAGAGUUCUUUGUGUGUUAUAAUAGCACAUAACAUGCAAGAUGGGGCCUUCACAGGCACUAGGCCCCUCCCCACCCUGCCCUCUGGAAAGACUUCCUUCCUCAGCCUCUUCUUCUUUCUAUGGCUCUUAAAGAGGACCCCACUUCCCCCUUGAAGUCACAGGGCCACUUUCUUAUGGGAACUUCUUGAUGGUACAUAGCUUUCACAUUUGAAUUAAACCCAACUUUUUAUGUUAUAUUUAAUCUUAUUCAUUCUGGAUUUAGUUUGCUAAUAGAUUCUUUAGGAUUUUUGUGUCUUUGGUCAUCUACUGUAUUUGUCUGGUCAAAAUUAUAGUCAUCUCAUUUAGUAAAUUAAUGAGUUUUCUAGAAUUGGCUCAAAUCAUCUAAAUUUUCAAAUUAAUUAUAUUCUCUUAUUUUAAAAUUUUUGCUAUAACUUUUACAUUGUUUAUAGUAUUCAUGCAUUUUUUUCUCUUUUUAAAAUUAGUCCCUCCAGAGAUGGUUUUGGUAGUUAGCCUUGACAUUUUUUUAAAAGUUUGGGCUUUUUGUACCAUUAUUUUAUUUAUUUAUUUUUAUGUGGUUUUGAGAAUCGAACCCAGUGCCUUGCACAUGCUAGGUGAGCAUUCUGCUGCUGAGCCACAACCCCAGCCCCUAGCCUUGACAUUUUACCAUACAGAUUUAACCUGAAAUUUAAAGUUAGACAUUACCAUAAUCCCCACCCAAACAAUACAAAAAAAUUGUAAAACUCUAAUGUCUCCUAACUUUCAUAUUAUUGUGUCUACUAUUUUAGUUCUUUAAAGGAAGACAUUAUCACAGAAAAUACACAUUAACAAUAUCAUUUUGUGCAGACAGUGUUUAGUUUUAAAUAUUUGUUUGCACUUUUAUUUCCCCAUCUUCUAAACCUCAACCCUAACUUUUGGGGAUGAGUCUCCUUCUUGAAAUAUAUACUUUAGAAGCUCCUUUAGUGCAGAUCACUUAAUAGGAAACUCUCUCAGUCUGGGUUUAUCUAUAAAUUCCCUUUUUAAACUUUAUUCUUCUUUAAAGAUAGAUUUUUGGGGGGAGGGGUACCCAAUGCUAAAUUACCUCUCUUUCUUCUUAACACUUAGAAGAUAUGGCACUGUCUUCUAGGUUCCAUUAUUACUGUUGCAAAGUCUGAUGUCAGUAGAAAUGGUUUUUGCUAGUGUUCUUUUUUCUUGGGCAGUUUUGAAGAUCCUUCUUCGA
Messenger RNA from Marmota monax (woodchuck), 8908 nucleotides. RefSeq names its product KANTR integral membrane protein (gene Kantr). Lineage: Eukaryota; Metazoa; Chordata; Mammalia; Rodentia; Sciuridae. The transcript is spliced from 6 exons. Bases 1631 to 1861 code for a protein of 76 amino acids. The record is from RefSeq and is a predicted model, not a curated record.